This is a messenger RNA of Benincasa hispida (wax gourd), 2429 nucleotides long. It is a transcript of the gene IRX9-L, whose product is annotated as Nucleotide-diphospho-sugar transferases superfamily protein. Gene Ontology annotation, molecular function: galactosylgalactosylxylosylprotein 3-beta-glucuronosyltransferase activity; xylosyltransferase activity. Gene Ontology annotation, cellular component: Golgi membrane. The record is from RefSeq and is a predicted model, not a curated record. Gene Ontology annotation, biological process: glucuronoxylan biosynthetic process; plant-type secondary cell wall biogenesis. NCBI's taxonomy places the organism in Eukaryota, Viridiplantae, Streptophyta, Magnoliopsida, Cucurbitales, Cucurbitaceae.
UCCAUAAAAAUAAGAAACUGCCGCUAGAUCUUAGCCGGCUGCCCCUGCCCCCCUGCCCGUAAUUUCUUCUCCGUCAAAUUACUCGUCUCCUACAUUUUCUUCAAAAAAAAAAAAAAAAAAAACCUAAACCCCCAAUCUCUCUCCGACAACUGCCUUUCAUUUUGGAUUUCUCUUCUCAUUCCAUCAAUUUCAAUUCAUUUCCUCUCUUUUUCCUUCCAAUUAAUCUCUCCUUUUGUUCUAAUUAACUUCCCGAUUCGUUUGAUUGCUUCGUUGUACUGGAGUUUACAGCUCUAAUUUCCCACUAAAAUGCUAUAGAUUCAUGUAGUGUUACUGAGAUUUGCUUGUUUGAUGGCGUCGAUUCGGAGGACUCUGUCGCCGGCGUAUCCCGAUCGGGUUUAUCCCAACGGAAUCCCCUUUUCAACUUCUUCUCCAUCUUCAAAGCUUCUUUCUAAUACUAAAUACUCCUCUCCUUUCUCGUCUUUUGCCAUUGGAGCGCGGAGAUUUAUCUCUGGUGCUUUCUUUGUCAAGCCUCCCCGUAAAGGUAGCAAUAGUUGGCGACGGGCAUUCUUUAGAUGCUGUGUGUUUUUCUUGCUUGGCUUCUUGCUAGGUAUGAUGCCGUUUGGUCAUGAUGCCUACGACAUUCGUAGCCAUGACUUCUCUUUCGAGAUCAAGCCGCCGCAUGUGAACGCGCAGUUCGAGAAAGAUAGUCAUGGUCAGGUUUGGCGAGAGGAUUCAGUUGUCGAUUCAGUUAAUUUGUCGGUCAAGCCGUCUCCGGAAGUAAAUUUGACUUUCAAUUCAGUACCGAAGACGCAGUUGAUUGUGGUGACACCGACGUAUAAUCGUGCACUUCAAGCCUAUUUCUUGAAUAGGCUGGGUCAGGCUUUGAAGCUUGUGAAUCCUCCAUUGCUAUGGAUUGUGGUGGAGAUGAAUUCAGCGUCGAUGGAGACUGCCGAGAUAUUGCGGAAAACGGGGGUUAUGUAUAGACAUUUGGUUUGCACUAAAAACAUGACUGACGUUAAGGAUAGAGGAGUUCAUCAAAGGAAUGCGGCUUUGCAACACAUUGAACGCCAUAAGCUCGAUGGGAUCGUUUACUUUGCCGAUGAUGACAAUAUAUAUUCGUUGGAGUUGUUCGAUAGCCUGAGAGAUGUUAGCCGCUUCGGCACUUGGCCUGUUGCUAUGCUUGCACAAAACAAAAACAAAGCGAUUCUUGAAGGUCCUGUAUGCAAUGGAAGUCAAGUAAUUGGAUGGCACACCAAUGAGAAAAGUAAGAGGCUUAGAAGAUUUCAUGUUGAUAUGUCUGGAUUUGCUUUCAAUAGCACCAUCUUGUGGGACCCGAAGAGAUGGAGACGUCCUACUUCAAAACCUAUUAGACAGUUAGACACUGUGAAAGAGGGUUUUCAGGAGACUACAUUCAUAGAGCAGGUAGUUGAAGAUGAAAGUCAAAUGGAAGGUGUGCCUAUUGGCUGCUUAAAAGUAAUGAAUUGGCAUCUCCAUUUGGAUGUUCCCAAUUUUGUUUAUCCCAGCGGUUGGGUGUUUCAGAAGAAUCUUGAUUAUGUCCUACCAAUCAAGUGAUUAAACUUUGCCGUUGCAGUUUGAAGCUUUAGAAUUUUAGACAGUUUGAUCCAAAUCUGAAUUUUGGUGGCUUUUAACUCCCCGAUUGGAUCGUUGCUUGAAUUGGCGCUGCUGUUGGUGAUGAAGAGUUCCAUGGCUAGCUUGGCUUUCAACACAAAAACAUACACGUUUAUCAUUUUUACUCGUAAGAAUUUUCUUGCAUAUUCUUUAACAGAGAUGAGUUUCGUUUAGCUGUAGAGUUUUAGUGCUUACUUUGGAGAGUUUCUUUAAUUUUUCAAUCUUCAAUUGUUACAGCAAAACCUUCCAAAUAGUGUGGGGGCAGGGGACUAUUGUAUAUCUAAACUCUGUAUCUGUUGUAAAACCAGUUGGUGACCAAUUCAAUGGGGCCUAAUCAAGUAAGGCCACUUUCUUCUAAGAGUAAGAUAGUUCGCAACAUUUUUAUUCCCUAUCACUUUCGAGGAACGGGUUCGCUCCUCUUCCUAAAUCAUCCACCCUCCAGAUGGAGGGACAGUUUUGUUCUGAGAGGGAUCCCCCCCUCUCCAGGAGAGUUUCCAUGGGGGCGGUUUCCAAUCAAGUACAACAAGUGGGGUUUGAGGAAAUGAGUAUAUGUCAUCAGUUUAACUAUUACCACAGCCUAAAUUAUUUAACUCUAGUUAUAAAUCUUUAUGGAAGUGUUUUGAGUGCUGAAUUGAAGUCUAAAGUUAAUAUGUUGGAGUUAAAAUGUCUGUGUUUGUGGUGUCGAUUUUUUUAGUUGAGUUUGUGGUGCCGAUUUGGAGUUUCUCAAUAAGUGUACAAAAGUGAGGGAAUGAUGAAAUUCCUCAAUAAAUGUGCAAAAGAAAGAAAGAAAGAAGAGAAAA